AUGGAUCAUAAAAUAAAGCAAACUUACAAACUUUAGGAGCCCAAGCAAACAUCCUAUAAGCGAGUGAUAUCUACUUCCUACUCUACCUCUAUAUCCAGGCAAAAGCCUUUCAAUUUAAACUAAGACAUCCAUCACCACUUGGUCUCUCCAGAUGAGAGAAAUAAUGAUUUAAAGACUGAAAAAUCCUAAAAUAGUGCAAACUAGCAGUAUCAAUAAUAAAUAGUCGUCAAUAAGUAUCUAUCAGAGUCUAAGGAACGAGACUUAAAGAUCAAUUUCGUCUCAGCCAAUAAGUAAUUCAACACAUAGAGAGAAAAUACUAUCGAAGUCAGUACAAAUAAUUAGAACAGUGCGUAGUUUGAUGUGAACAGCAAGCCAAUAUUUCAAAAUGCAAUACUGAAUCAAACUCAGGAUUACCCAAACGGUAAAUCUUAAUCAAAACCUAAUCUACUGCCAGAUGUUUCUUAGUCAACAAUACCUAUGGUUGAAUUGAUAUCCUAAAAGUACUAGAUUAUGAGUAGUUAAGGCUAGAGAUCCAAAUAUAGAACAACCAAGGAAACUAAGUAUGGAAACAUGAUAUCCAGUAAUAAUCAAGAAAAUCUUCGGAGUACAUUAGAUGGUAUCGAUGGAGGCAUUAGUUUAGACAUGCAGUAGUAAAAACUAAACAUAAUGAAUAGAAGUUUCGUAAUGACUGGGAAUAACAACAAGCGGCAAAGAAUUCAAAAGUUUUCAAAUGAUUUCUAAUCAGUAGAAUUCUCAGGAAGUAAGCAUCUAAAUAUGAACUUACUUUCAGAUAACAACUUCAAUAGUUAAACAAGUAAUUAGUAAAACAACUCUUUAGUUUCCAAUUAAUUCAUUUUACUAAGGAAUCAAAGAUUAAAACUACUUGACACAAUUAAGCGCAAAUCAAACAAUCAUGAAAGCCAUCUAGCCUCAACUAAAGCUAACACUUUGGGCAAUACAAUGGCUAAUCUUAAGAAAUUCUCACAAAAUCAUACUCAGAUAAUCAAACUCUCAGAUAAGGAUAAUGACCAGGAGGCUUUAAAGAUUGAAUAACCCCAGUUUCUUUCUCAUCCUCAUACAUUUAGAGAAUCAAAUGACAUGGACAACCAUGAGAAUUCGCAUAAUUUAGUAGAGGUGGAUAGCAUUAAAAAGCAAAAGUCAGCAGAGAAUAGAUACUACGACUUAGAGUCUAAGCAGGUUCACAUUUAAAACACAAAGACAUUUAGAGUCAGUGAAGUUGGCACAUAAACUGGCAAUGCUGAAUUCCUAUAAAGUCUGGCUAAUCAAAAAAAUGGAAGUCUUAAAAAAAACAUUGAUAACUUAGCUAUGGAUGUGGAUUAGCUAGAAAUGGAGAUAGAGACCAAGAGCAAAGCCAAUCUUAGAGACAAGAUUGCUGUAAAUAGAGACAAGCAUAACAUUUAUGUCUAAUCGUUAUCAAAGAUGGUUGAAUUACUCUAUGAGGAGUAGUAAGGUGUACAGUAACUAUCUUAAAAAAUGAGCUAAAUCCUUAAGAAGUAAUUUAAACGAUACAUAUCUGGUAUUUAGUAAUCUUUCAUGGCUACAAUAAAUUUUCACUACGAUCUUUAGUCAAGAUAGCAUACACAGUUUAACUAGUUUAGAGACUCAAUUAAGACACUCUCAGAAAAGCUUAAGCAGACUCACAUUCUUCUUAUGAAAGAGAGAUAAAUUAAUUUCGAUGAUUAUUUAUCCUUAGAUAAAGAUAACCCAACUAGGAAGGCCUUUGAGUUAGUGAGUUCACUUCACUAAUUGCUUCAAACUGAGUAAAGUAAUAUGACUACAUUGAGUUUUGGAGCAAGUACAACACCAGGUUUAAAUGAUACAGUUCUUACAAUUGCUGAUAUAAAGAGUGUAGGGGGAUACCAAGAGGCAGCUGAUGAUAUACUAGCUGAAUUUGAUAAGAUAGAUCAGCUUGGGGAUACAUUUGACAGAAGAACGAGAAAGACUUAAUUACUAAUGUAGCUAUAAGCCACAGAUGUGACUAGAACUCUGAAAGAAGUGCAUUAAAUACUGAUGCUCAAGAAUUCAUCUGCUUUGAACAAAUAAUUGUAGGAAAAUAUAAACGAUAGUAUGAGGGAUGAGGAGAAGACAUUGAAGUUAAUGCAAGACAUAGAAAAAGAAAUUACAAAUAGGUUUUCCUCUGUCCAAAAGCAGACUGCUCUUAAAGUGCUAAACAGAUAUUUCAAGCCACAAAAAUUUAAAGAGAUAGAAAUACAAACGGAGGAUAACAAAAUAUACGAAAAAUAUCAACUCAAAAAGGAAAUGAUAAAAGAGCUUAAGGUUGAAAAAGAAGGUCUAGAAAAGACUAGUCACGAUUUAAACAAGUAACUAAAGCAUCUUAAUGAUGAACAUAUGAAAGUUAAGAAUUAUCUUAGAGUUCAAGAGGUAAUAUUUAAAGAAUCAGAAGAAAAAAUGAAUGAAAUGUUAAAAAAAGAAGCAUAAACGAAGUUGAGAAAUGAUGACUUGCAAAAAUAGUUAAAUGAAUUAGAUCUUUCGCAUUAGAAAGCUAUGAGGGACAGAGAGUAUUUGUUAUAGAAGAUCUAACGCAAGACUGAAAAGCUUCAAAAACUUUAAAUGAAUGUUGACGAGCUUUCAAACUUAAAGCAGGAAAAUGAGAAAAAGUUGAAGGUUUAGCUGGAUCAGCUGUAAGAAAAUUAUCAGAUUAUGAGUGAAGCUUAUGUGAAAGAGAGAACUGAUAAAGAUGGAGGUCUUGGACCAGAUGGGCUUAGGAUAGACAGCUAUAUUUCUAAAAAUGGCGAUAGGCUCCUUACUGAUUCUCAGAUAACAGGUUCAUAUAAUCAUGAUUCACCAGAACACAAUAGAUACUCAAACAACUCUAAGAGUGAAUUCACUCACAAGUACAACAGACCAAGCUAGAAUAACAGCAUCAAUAAGACUAAUGGCAAAGCAAAUAAUAACAAUAACAGCAACUCAUAGUCCCAUAAAAAUGAAAUGAUUCGUAAAUUCAAUGGAACUGGUGGCACCAUAGACAGUAGUAUAUAGGAGGGAGAUGAGUUUAAAGAGCAUGGCCAUCAAAGUAGCAGGGGGAGACUUGGUGGUCCUGAUGGUAAAUCUCAUCUAGACCCAAGGCAUCUCAAAGGAAAAGGAAAGAAGUAGAGCAGAAGAGUGGAUGGUACCCUUGAUAGUGACGGCAACCUUCACAGAAGUAAAGAUGACAGCUAGGAUUCAAAGAGUUUAGGAAGUGAUGCAGACGAGAACACUAAAAAUCAGAGUUCAAACACUAGAAUCAAGUCUAGAGCUCGCAAUCAUGACAAGGAAGGUGGUAACAGAAAAGGAAAUGAUCCAAACAACCCAAAUGGUACAACAGAUUCCUCUGGAAAUCCUGGUUACAACAAGAGUGUAAAAUUCCAGAAUGACAAGAACAACCUUUCCUUAAAUCAUCGUAGCAUGUUUAACUAAGCAGACAAAAGCUAGGAGAUGUUGCUUUAGGAAUAAGAAUCUUCUAGCAUUGAGAGAUAAGGUACCACUGGGAAGAACAAUGGAAUCAUGUCUAGCAAAUAUGGAGACUAUAAAUUUGCUGACUAUAUGAGACCAAUUGGGAAUAAGCAUAGCAGCAAAGCAGUAACAUAAUUUGAUGAUGUGAGUGGCCAUUUGCUUCACAAUGAAAGAUGUGGACCAAAUUGCUCUCAUUUGCUUCGAGGCAUUAACUCCCCAAAUAAAAACAAAAGAUAGCUACUCCCUCUGAAAAAGUAGAAGCUAGAACUGGAUGAUGAAUUCUGA
Messenger RNA from Stylonychia lemnae, 3759 nucleotides. NCBI's taxonomy places the organism in Eukaryota, Ciliophora, Spirotrichea, Sporadotrichida, Oxytrichidae. The record is from the annotation of a GenBank genome assembly.